Molecule: messenger RNA, 2375 nt
Organism: Aphis gossypii (cotton aphid)
Lineage: Eukaryota; Metazoa; Arthropoda; Insecta; Hemiptera; Aphididae
Exons: 3
Coding region: 297-1283 (328 amino acids)
Source: RefSeq, a predicted model, not a curated record
AUUCAACCAAUGAACAGGCUAGUCGUUGUUGUUACCGAUUAGACGUGCGCUUGCUUUUAACCGACCACUGUUGUUUACUAAAUACCGAUUUGUAUAAUUUAAAGAAUUAGUACUUACCGAUAAUAAUAUAUCAUAUUAUAUUAUAACGAUUAUUGUGGAUACCGACAUCAAUCGUUGGUGAUUAUUUUAUUGCGUUCGGUAUUUUUGUUCGUUUAAAAUAAACAGUGUUAUUGUCAUUGUUAUCCCAACGCGUAUCGCUGUUCUUUUGUUGUAAUCGAACUGUGCAUCGAUUAUUAAUGAUGGACAACCAAAGAGCAACGUCAAGUUCUACAUUUCAACCGCAACAAACUGCACAACCGUCAGUCGAAUCACUACUAUUCAAUGAUAUUAUUGAAGAGAAGAGUCAAAUUUUAAGUGAUUUGAUGAAUCAAUUUUUACAAGUACAGCCUUUCAGUAAAUUUGAAUCGGAAUUCAAUUCAUUUCUAAGUCGCAUUAAACACAUCACAAGGGAAGAACAGCGCAAAGGCACAUACCGUCACCUAAUACAGAUACCUUCGGAUAAAGACACUCCGACUAAAAAUGAUGCGUCACGGGAAAACAAUCGGCCAAAUAUUGAAUCCUUCAAUCAAGAUCAGUCUAAUUGUUCUGAAAGAAGCGAGGAAAAAACUAAAAUCAAGAACUUAACCAACUGGUCGGUAAAUUUGAAGGAAAUUAAAUCAAAUAAGGGCAAUUCAAAAUCAGUCAUCACAUUAACAGGUACUUUAUUAGCAAGAGAUCAAAUUACGGAAUUGAAGAAAGUUCAUAAAGCUGGUGUUUUGGUAGCUCGAAAAACAAAAAAUAUUAUCAAAACAGAUAAAGGAUUAUACCAUCUAAUUGGUUCAAUUACUGAAGGAUCUCCACUUAAUUUAUUUCAUGCAUGUAUAAAAACAAAUGGUAUUCCAAAGACCUGGAGAAGUAUUUUAAUGCCAUUGAAAACAAAAGUUGAAGUUAAUCUCAAUGAAAGUGUGACUAGAAAAGGCACAAUCUAUAACAAGGAAAAAAAAGCUAAUGACAAUGUUCCUGAAACAGAAGAGUUUUCUGAAGAAGAUUUACCUCGUGAGUUACUCAAUGGUCUCAAUGAUAGGGAUUUUCGUCGACAAUUGUUAAAACUAUCAAUACCGAAAACAACAAAAUCAUUUGGAGGAUGUCAAACUCCUAGUCAACUUUUAAAGCAAAAAUUUCAUCGAAAGUUUGUUAAAGCUUGCUUAAUCAUUGGCAGUCUAGAAAAUACAGAUGAACAAUGAAUUAAAACAACGGAAUUUCAAACGGUGCUUAUACUAUAAAGAAAUUGGACAAUUUUAAACAUGCAUUAAAUUCAAUGAACUUGACUCCAAAAGUGUUGUGUCCAUAUAUAUUUUUGUUAACUUAUUUUUGUUUUGUUUUUAAUUAAAACUGAAACUUGUUAUAUUUGUUUGUAUUCCUAUUAGUUUCAUAUUUAAAAUUAAUGUUUUUGUUAUGUUUAAAUGGUAUUAAACGCAUUGUUGCGUAAAAGCAAUAUUUAAAGACUUGCUAAGUAUUUCAAAGUUUUUUUAUAUGAAUUUGAUUUAUUGUUUUUAAUUAAUCUACAUUAAUAUAAGAUAUUGCAUAAUUAUCUUGACUCCGCAUUACAUGUACUGCAACAAUUUUUUUUUUUUUUUAUCAUUUUUUUCAUUACCACUAAUUUUUAAUUUUGUAUAAGUACUUUGGCUUUUAUUAUUAUAUUCAAUUAGAAGAAGUAAAUAAAGAAUUUAAGGCCAUAUUUCAUUGUAUAACUAUCAGCAUUUUAUUUUUGCUGCUGUUAUUCUCAUUUUUUUUUUUCGUGUAGUUAACUUAUUGAAUAAAACGAAUGUUUAAAAUAAAAUAAUUUGUUAACAUUCUCUCACCAAGAAAUUACUGAUACCUAUAAAAAUAAAAAUUAUAGGUAUGUUAUUUUUUACAAUAUUAUACAUUAAAACCUCUCUGUAACAGAAUCACUUGUGUCCAACAACUUUUUCUGUUAUAAAGAGUUUUUCGUUAUAGGGAGAUAGAAUUAUAAUAUAUUAUUUGAACCGAGGCUAUUGACGUUUUCCAUUAUAAGGAGCAAUCCGUCUAAUAGAGGGUCUGUUAGAGAAAAUUUUUACUGUAAUCAGUAACUAUACUACUCUGAUACGACUUGACUGAUUUUUAAAUUUUUCUAUUAAUUAGCAUUCUAUGCAUUUAUAAUUAAUUCAGUGGUGUUAAGGACUCAACCAAAUUUAUUAAAAAAAUAUGCAUACUGUUUUUUUUAUUUAACAACAAAGAAAUAGAAUGCAACUAGGGCCUCAAACUUAAAACGAAAAUGGUCUAUUAGUCUAAAUGUCAAUACAAAGUUCUUCAUA